This is a messenger RNA of Meleagris gallopavo (turkey), 1070 nucleotides long. The record is from RefSeq and is a predicted model, not a curated record. NCBI's taxonomy places the organism in Eukaryota, Metazoa, Chordata, Aves, Galliformes, Phasianidae.
UUGAUUUUUUUUUGGUGCUGUUUGUUACUUUUUAACGCAGGAAAUAGUGAAGCUGCUCAACUGCGAUUAGUGAAUGGUACAAAUCACUGCUCUGGGAGAGUGGAGGUGCUUUAUGGCCAGCAAUGGGGAACGGUCUGUGACGACAACUGGGAUCUACUUGAUGCUGAAGUUGUGUGCCGUCAGCUGGGCUGUGGGACAGCCCUGUCUGCUGCUUCCUCAGCUUAUUUUGGCAGAGGAUCUGACCCCAUUUGGCUUGAUGAUGUUAUGUGUAAAGGAACCGAAGCUGCCCUGUCUGAAUGCACUGCAAAACCUUGGGGAAAACAUAACUGUGGGCAUGGAGAAGAUGCUGGUGUUGUAUGCUCAGGUUUUGCAAAACCAGCCCCGCUCCGAUUAGUGGGUGGAUCAACCCACUGCUCUGGGAGAAUCGAGGUGUUGUAUGGGCAGCGCUGGGGAACUGUGUGUGAUGAUGGCUGGGACCUGGCUGACGCAGAAGUCGUGUGCAGGCAGCUGGGCUGUGGAAAGGCCUUGUCAGCUCCCCAUGGGGCUCACUUUGGGCAAGGAUCUGACCCAAUCUGGCUUGAUGAUGUCAGCUGCAUAGGGACGGAAGCUGCCCUCUCCGCAUGCAAAGCCAGUCCCUGGGGAAGCCAUAACUGCAGGCAUGGAGAAGAUGCUGGUGUGGUGUGUGCAGGUACCUUUAUGAGCAUUAAAGAAUAAGCCAUCUUGGGUCAUCCUGGGGCCCCUUUGACACUAAUAGGUGCUUGCAAAGAAAGCACACAGAGGACUUCAAAAUGAUGUGGCUACAUCCAUAGACAACUACAACCUGUCUUUCCUUAUGUAGGUCCUUUUAAUGGGGUGCUUCCAGGGGGCAGUUUGCAACCAGAGAUAGAGGUACACACAGGGAACACAUCUCAUUGUGUUCUCAUAUCACUUACUCUCCAACCCAAUAACUGGGUUAUUCUUCUUAUUAUGUAAAAGAGAAGAGCAUGUGAAGUGUGACGAGCAUUACUGCAUAAGUCAGCCACAGCCUCAACUGGCCAAGUUCUCAAGUUCCACCAUUCUUCUUUCUCCUG